GUUCGCGCACGGAAAGGUUAGAUCGAACGUACUCGAUCUCGCGUGGAAAGCGUAGCCAAGAUGGUGAUCCGGAAGGAGCUAGUGGAUCAGGACUGGGAGAUUUAUCUCCAUAGUUUUGAUGAGGACACGGCCUGGGGUGUCGACUACCGCCAGGAGAAGAACGUGUACGUCGGCGGCGCGACCAUCUUCAAAAGAGACCAAGCUGGGCAGAUUGUUGAGACUCAGCCUAUCAGAGGGAAGAUUCGGUUUCCUCACGCACCCUUCCGUUUUGGACUCCCCUUAGGGAUGGAUUUUCUCAGCGGUUCGGAGUCGGACCCUAGUGAGGGGCCAGGCUACGAGUCAGGCGAGGGGAGCGAGCCUUCAGUGACUUCCGAGUACCGGAAUCCGACAGAGGGACUUUUGGUGCCGAAGGAGGAGCCGGUGAGCCCCAUUGCACCACCCGAGCAAGAGCUGAAUCAGGGACUCAUGGAUCCCGUACCAUUAGGGUUUGGGUGGAGCUUGGAGGCAUUGAGGCAGUGGAACCUGGACAUGAAAGUUGAGCUUCCGAAGCCAGGAGAGGAGACGCCGGAGCCUUCCAACAUGUGGGCCAGAGAAGAUGCAGACUGCAACGAGUGGCCUUGAUUGGGUUGAGAGCGCUGUUUUAUUUUUGGAGCUUUUAUUUUACUUUGAAGUACUUGUAGUUGAUUUUCAAAUGUAAACAAUUUUGUCAGAUUACUAGGGUGGUUUUGUUUACACACAUGGGUGUGGCCACCGUACAUUAUUUCAGUUAUUGGAUUUAUAUCAAUCGUUCGUUUUCCUUA
Molecule: messenger RNA, 800 nt
Organism: Lotus japonicus
Lineage: Eukaryota; Viridiplantae; Streptophyta; Magnoliopsida; Fabales; Fabaceae
Exons: 2
Coding region: 61-621 (186 amino acids)
Source: RefSeq, a predicted model, not a curated record